UCUCUCUCACACUCACAUACUCUGAUACUCAUGAAUCACGACUCACGCACGCCAGCCCUCACCCUCUCGCACUCUCACCACUAGGUCUGGCCGUCAUCACCGACCACCACCACUGGACCAGUCCAGUUCACCUUUCUCUUCUCAAGUUUAAUUUUCCCAGGGAAUAAAAAAGACUGCAACUUCCGAAGAUGGCUGCAAGUUUUGCUUCCAGAUGUUCUCGUGUGGGCCGUUCUCUGUUCAGCGGAUUAAGCAACAGUUCCCUUGGUUCAGCACAUGAGAUGACACACAACAAUUAUUUUUCUCAGCAGCAACGCACCUUCAUACAAAUGAGGACUGUUCUCAAGGUUGUGGACAAUUCUGGGGCUAAAAAGGUGAUGUGCAUACAGGCAUUGAAAGGGAAGAAAGGGGCAAGAUUAGGUGACACUAUAGUAGCAUCAGUGAAGGAAGCACAUCCUAAUGGAAAAGUGAAGAAAGGAAAGGUGGUAUAUGGGGUUGUUGUGCGCGCAGCAAUGCAGAAGGGGAGAUGUGAUGGCAGCGAGGUCAGGUUUGAUGACAAUGCUGUUGUUCUUGUUGACAAGCAAGGCCAGCCUAUUGGGACCAGAGUUUUUGGACCAGUACCUCAUGAGCUUAGGCGGAAGAAGCAUGUCAAGAUUCUUACCUUGGCAGGGCAUAUUGCAUAAAUGAAGAAUGGUUUAUCCGGCAAUUUUUUAUGAAAUCCAAUGUCACAUGCACCCUUUUUAUAAUUUGGCUAAGUGCAAUGUUGGUAUUUUUAACUAUCAACUUAUGAGUAGAGAAACAAGAGUUAUGGAAUACUUUUACUCGAAUAACGAGCCUUUGUUUUGGUUUCUAGCCUUAAUUUGAAUUAGAGAUGCAAUAUUUAAUUAUGAUUAUUUUUCUUUUGCUUGGAUGA
Lotus japonicus is the source of this 910-nucleotide messenger RNA. RefSeq names its product 50S ribosomal protein HLP, mitochondrial-like. The record is from RefSeq and is a predicted model, not a curated record. The transcript is spliced from 4 exons. Gene Ontology annotation, molecular function: large ribosomal subunit rRNA binding; structural constituent of ribosome. Gene Ontology annotation, cellular component: ribosome; mitochondrial large ribosomal subunit. Gene Ontology annotation, biological process: translation. Bases 189 to 680 code for a protein of 163 amino acids. Lineage: Eukaryota; Viridiplantae; Streptophyta; Magnoliopsida; Fabales; Fabaceae.